AUGACUCUAAAACGCAUAGCUCUUUUUCUGCUUACACUAUCAUCCGCAGCCACAUCUUGUGAUAAAGACGAAUACUCAGCUCUAAACGAAAAGGGCGAAUUUACUCUGCCAAAGCUGCCUUAUCAAUAUGGUUAUCUGCAGCCACAAUACUGAUCUCAAUUGCUCUAUUAUCAUCAUGUAAAAGUCCAUCAACAACUGAUAGAUCAGUUAAACUCUUAUAUCUCAACCAAUUCCACAUAUACCAGCCUUACCCUCACUGACCUUCUUAUUCAAUACGGAACUACAGACUCUAAUAUCAGCAGAUAUGCAGGUGGCCAUUAUAAUCAUUCAUUACUCUGGUGGAUUCUUCUAAAUUCUCGCUGCGGAAGCUCAGAUGAGCCAAAUGACAACUUAGGCCUAGAUAUUGAAAGCCAGUAUGGGAGUUUUUCCAAUUUCCAAACCGACUUCUCAAAUGCUGCAAAAAAUUUAUUUGGAAGUGGCUGGGUUUGGGCCUGUGUAAAGUCAGGAAGCAUCCAAAUUAAAACGAACAGUGAUGAGUCAUCUCCACUUGCUGGAGGAGAUUGCUACCCUUUUCUAGGAAUUGAUGUAUGGGAGCAUGCGUAUUAUUUUUAUUAUGAAUGGGAUAGAGAAGAAUACAUUGACUCCUGGUGGGAAAUAAUUGACUGGAAUAUGGUCGAAAUGUUUUAUGAGGACUAUGCGUUGGAAGGAAAAGCUGUUUCAGUUUAA
Messenger RNA from Blepharisma stoltei, 726 nucleotides. NCBI's taxonomy places the organism in Eukaryota, Ciliophora, Heterotrichea, Heterotrichida, Blepharismidae. The record is from the annotation of a GenBank genome assembly.